Messenger RNA from Varroa destructor (honeybee mite), 8388 nucleotides. RefSeq names its product agrin-like. Gene Ontology annotation, molecular function: protein binding; calcium ion binding. The record is from RefSeq and is a predicted model, not a curated record. Lineage: Eukaryota; Metazoa; Arthropoda; Arachnida; Mesostigmata; Varroidae. Gene Ontology annotation, biological process: multicellular organism development; cell differentiation. Gene Ontology annotation, cellular component: extracellular region.
UGCAUUUAUACAGGCUAUACGUACCGAUAGGCUGUAUUAACCUUGCCAUAUUGACAAGGCCGGACAGCCUAUCUAUCCUUUAGGUUUUUAGUUAACGUGCUGCUGGGUGUGUUGGUUGGUCAGUCAGUCAGCCAGCGCGACGUCAGACCACGACGGCAACGACAUGUGUGACGUCACAUGAUCAGGCAAUUGCCUAAUCAUUGCGCGUAAUGCAAUGGCAAGACAACAGGACAGUACAACGCUAGCAACAGAGUAAUCGACAACGACAUAUCACAUGUGUGCUUUGAGUACAUAUCACUGGCUGGUUAGAGCUAACGAGAUCUCGAUCAACUGCGCAUCUCCAGCUUCGACGCGAUAUCUUCUCAAGACACAAGCCGCUAAUCGCCGAAUGUAUUUACUCGCUGUGCUGGUGUUGUUGAGUUGUUGUUAGAUGUAUAAUCUUAGCCAGUCAUCGGUAUUGUUUGAAAUCUUGUGCUAGCACCACGAUCAAGAACGUCAAGAACUUGGCCCAACCAAUCGGACAACAAACCCAUCUUUUAAAUAAGACAAAUCGGCCCUUUGUACAUCUUAUUAGUGCAACAGGAUCUAACCAUUACUACGCGCAUAUUGUGGGCACGGGCGAAUAAGGAAAGUAGACUCGCUAUCUCUUCCACCAAGCUUCACUCAAAGCCAUCAUGAUGAUGAUGAGACGCAAUCAAGGCAGCGGCGGAGGUGCCAUGUACCAGGCUGGUGGAUAUUCGGUUGAAGCCCACCUGGUAGCACAUCCACCUGAAUUGGAUCCUCUGUCUCCGGGGGGUCCAUCCGAAAAGCCCCUCGCAGGCUGCCUGGCGGGCGAGCGGCGCACUGGAAUCAUCAUCGCCAUGGGUGUAGUCGCCACCGCCCUAUUUUGCUGCUGUGUUGCGGGAGCCAUCCUCUACGUAUACUAUGGCCCCUAUAGCACUACGCCGGCAGCUAGAAUCAAGCCUUGCGAGAAGAUAUACUGCCGCUUUGGUGCGGAGUGUCACGUGAGCGAUGACAAGGCGUACUGUCGCUGCCGGAGGACAUGUUCGGAUACGUUUGCGCCCGUCUGUGGCUCUGAUGGGGUCACAUACUCCUCAGAGUGCAAGCUCAAAAUGGCAUCCUGCAUCAACCAGAAACGCAUAUAUGUCGAUACUACUGGGGCCUGCGAUACUGCCGAUCCGUGUGCUGAAAAGGAAUGCCAAUUUGGGGCCGAGUGCAAGGUACGAUUGGAUGGCAAGUCAGCUGAAUGCGUGUGUCCGGAACGAUGCACGUCGUAUGGUGACUCUAAAGGAUCGCGACCUGUAUGUGGCUCGGACGGCAAAGAUUAUCCAUCCGUGUGCGAGCUUCGUCGGACUGCCUGCAAAGAAAUGCGGGAGAUCUCAGUCAAGUACCAAGGCUCCUGUGAUCCGUGCCAGUCGGUGAAGUGUCCUGAGCACCAGGUGUGCCAAUUAGAUCAACAGCGGAACGCCGUUUGCCAAUGCAAUUCGCAGUGUCCACGGGAAGUACGGCCUGUUUGCGGAUCCAAUGGAAAAACAUAUUCGAACGAGUGCGCGUUAAGAGUCGAGGGGUGCACAACACGAAGGGCCAUACGAGUGCUGUACCAAAAGGAGUGUGACUCAGUACUAAAUCCAUGUCGUGCCGUGAAUUGCGGCCCAGCCCAAGAAUGUGAGAUUGACAGACAAGGAACCGCAAUCUGCAGUUGUCCGCCUCCAUGUGAACAGGUGGUUCGUCCUGUAUGCGGAACAGAUGGUACAACAUACGAUUCAAUGUGUGAACUACACAGGACAGCAUGUUUGCAGAACAGCGACGUUCAAGUCUCCUACAGCGGCACGUGUGAUGAAAAUGGAGCUUGUCAUCAGUAUCCAUGUCAACUUGGAGCAUCCUGCGUUGUACGCUCAAAUGGUUACCCAGCUUGCGAAUGUCCCAGUUGUUCUGAAGAAUUUGAACCAGUCUGCGGCUCAGACGGGAUUUCCUAUACAAACGAAUGCAAACUGCGAAAGGAGGCCUGUGAACAUAAAAAGGACAUAUAUGUCGAUUACAAAGGAUUAUGUGCUGAUUCGUGCGCCAACAAGAAAUGUGACCAUUAUGCAAUCUGCAAGACAAACCACGGCAACGCCAUCUGCGAAUGUCCAUCACAUUGUAAGCCUGUGAAAUUCCCUGUUUGCGGGAGUAAUGGAAAGACAUACGAAAAUGAAUGCGAGUUGCAGGUAGACGCGUGCAACUCAAAGACUGAUAUAGCCGUCUCAUCCACGGGACCGUGCGACAUGUGCUCGAAUGUGAUGUGCCAUUUUGGGGCACGAUGUGAGAAUGGAGAGUGUGUGUGCCCCACAGACUGCCCUGAAGGCUCAUACCAGCCUGUCUGCGGAAAUGACGGGGUCACGUACCAUACGGAGUGUGAAUUACGCCAGGCCUCAUGUCGAAAGGGCCGCCAGCUUCAGGUUCUGCACUUUAAAGAGUGCGACGAUGAAGUCGUGGCUUCAGCAGAGGGGUCGGGAACCAAAUGCGAGGAGUCAUGUCGUUUCGGCGGUACUUGCCGGCCGCGGUUCCCUGGUGAUCCAAUGGAGUGUCGUUGCGAAUUUGACUGCCCCGACGUUCGAGUCGAUGACGCGAACUUCGCCUGCGGGUCGGACGGCAAAAAGUAUGCGUCUGCGUGUCAUGUUCAAAUGGAGGCCUGCAGGAAGCAGAAACACCUAAAGUCCGUUCCGCGCGACCGUUGUUUGUCACGCGAUAACAAUCCUCAUAAUAAAAUGAUGGUGCCUGAUGGCAAAAGUUCGUUGCCGUGUGAAGGCGGCCUUCCUCUCAAAGACCCAGCAACUGGCAACGAGUAUUACUGUGGCGAAGGAGGCAAAAUCUGUCCUGGCGGAUCAUAUUGCCAUAAGGGCAUUGGUUUCGCCACUUGCUGCGAAAAAAGAGCGAAAACAACGAAAUGCAUGUUUAGCAAACAUGGCUGCUGUCCUGACAACGUCGCAGCUGCCCUAGGUCCUGGCUAUCUGGGCUGCCCGGGCACCUGUGGGUGUAACAAGCUUGGUUCCAUCGGCACAAUGUGCGACUCCGUCUCCAAGCAAUGUCAGUGCAAGCCUGGCGUCGGAGGACUUCGGUGCGAAAGGUGUGAGCCGGGCUACUGGGGUCUUCACCGUAUCGGCGAAGCAGGAGGUCAGGCCGGUUGCUCUCUAUGCGAAUGUCAUCCCCUAGGGUCUGUGCGAGAUGAUUGCGAGCAGAUGACGGGACGCUGCGUAUGCAAGCACGGUGUGCAAGGCAUGAAGUGCGACUCAUGCCCCAAGGGAGAAGUGCUCAGUGCAGACGGAUGCACCGAUGCAUCGCUGGUGCGCCCGACAAGCGGCACAUGCGCAACGCUGGUGUGUCGUCAUGGGGCGGUGUGCCAACAACGGAGUCCAGGGGAAGCUCUUUGUGCAUGCGAGAUUCGGUGCUCGGCUGAAGAAGAUCAGGGAGGCUCCGUUUGCGGUUCAGAUGGGAUGACAUACGGCAGUGCUUGUCAACUGCGAGAGUUCAGUUGUCGCACACAGAAACAUAUAUCCAUCGUUCAUCUUGGCCACUGUCAUGCUGACGAGAUAGCCCCAACGGUUGGGCCCCAGCGGCGUUCCACAAUUGACCGCGAUCACGAAGACCGGGAUAAUGACCAUAAGUCUACACGCGAUCUGCAAAGUCUGUCCAGUUCCCCCGAUGACUAUUUUCGACCGACGGAGGCCUCAAACGGGCUUUUUGCUUUUACGAACGACGAUUCCAUUCAGGUACCACACUUUAAUGGGAAGGCGUAUUUAGAGCUGCGCCGUCUUCAAGCUUACCAGGGUCUCUCACUUGAGAUCGAGUUCAAGGCGUACUCUAGCGACGGACUCUUGCUCUACAAUGGACAGACUAUGACCGGCGCUGGAGACUUUAUGUCAUUGGCCCUCAGAGAAGGACAUGUCGAGUUCAGAUAUAACCUAGGAUCUGGAACAGUAACUCUGAAGUCACACGAACGAAUUACGCCCGGAGAGUACCACCAUGUAAUGAUUCGUCGUUACCACCAGGACGGCGUUCUGAAGGUGGAUAGCGGCGCUGAGGUGACGGGUCGAUCCGAGGGAGUGCUCAAAUCACUCGAUCUCGCUGAAAAUCUUUACGUUGGGUCUGUGCCCAAAAGGAUCGAGGGAAUAUUUCAAAAUGUAGGUGUUUCCACUGGUUUCCAAGGUUGCAUCAGCCUUAUUCGGGUAGGGAAGAAACACCUCAACCUGAAAUAUCCUCAGUCCAAGGAUAUUCUUAGCGCUUAUAAUAUACGUGAAUGUACGGAAACUGCGUGCUCAGCAGCGCCGUGCCAGAAUGGGGGGUUGUGCGAACCCGUGGGAACCUCCUACCGCUGCGAAUGUCGGCCAGGUUUCGGCGGACGCGACUGUGAGCGAGCCACUCAUCGUUGCUCAGCUCAGCCUUGCGCCCACGGUGCCACUUGUGUACCUGCUGACGGAGACGCCUUCUUCUGCAAAUGUCCACCAGGCAAAUCGGGACAGUUCUGCGAUACCAGCAUCAAGGCAGCGGGACCAAACUCAGUGGUGUCCUUCUCGGGCCACAGCUUCUUGGUGCUCCCAACGCUCGCUGGGGUUUCGCAGCUGUUCACGCUCGAUAUUUGGUUCUUACCUCGAGCUUCUACUGGUCUGAUUCUAUACAAUGGACAGGGACGCGCUGGUAAAGGCGACUACCUCGCCAUCUCACUCGUAUCGCAGCACGUCGAAUACCGAUACAACCUCGGCGGGGCCGGGCCAAAUGUGUCAUCCACAGUUGUGAUUACGGCCCCGAAUAUGAUCAGUCUUAACGAGUGGCAUUCUAUACGUGUGACCCGAAAUCGCAAAGAAGGUAGUCUGCAAGUUGAUCGCGGGCCCGUCGUGCAAGCUGUUUCGAUGGGAUCCCUGGACGAACUAAAUCUGGAUCAGCCCCUGUUUAUCGGGGGAGUGUCGGGGGACACUGCGCUUCCUCGAGAUCUUGGUCCUUCGGCCGGACUCGAUGGCGCCAUCCAGCGUCUAGUCGUCAAUGGGGCUGUGUGGGACAAUCUUCUAGCUCGUGCGAGAUCCUCGCACCUCGUUAGCCAAUACCAUGGCCCGCCCUGUGGGGCUCGUCCGUGUCGCAACGGAGGCGUGUGUACACCACUUCUUGGCCAGUAUGCGUGCUCUUGCGCACCCAACUUCGGUGGAAAACACUGCGAAAAGCCGCUCACUCAAAUUGAGGAACAAAUGGGACAACCCGUUCUUUUUGAUGGCCACACUUACGUUCACAUUCCGCAUAAGUUCGUCUCAAAGGCGGAGAAUAACGAGGACGAUACAUUCGAAGUUAGAUUCCGGUCAAAGCAGACUUCAGGUCUGCUAGCUUGGUUAGCUGAGGGCAGUGUGGGGGCCGGAGUCUCCCAAAACAGCGGUGCCUCUACGAGCGUCGCUGGGAGCUUCAUAGCGCUUGCCCUCGCUGACGGACACCUGGAGUUCAACUUGCAUCUCGCUGCCACAGUGCGGCGCCCUAUCGUGCUGCGGAGUCAAGCCAACGUCAAUGAUGGACGCUGGCAUCAUGCUAAGGUGACGCUGAACUCGCAGAUGGCAUCGUUGCAGAUUGACAGUUCCUUGACAACGACGGUAGCCGUCGAUCAUCCGCUCGAGGAACUAUCCAUCUAUGGCAAUAGCGCCGUCAUAUGGGUGGGCGGAGCAUCUACCCUUCCAGCCCGUUUGCCGUCGGCUUUCUAUCACGGCUUUAACGGCUGCCUCGCCUAUCUGGCACUCAAUGGCGAGUCUUUACCCCUCGCACUACACAUCCGACCGGAUCAGCUACGGUCGUGCUCGGAUCGAGAUACUGGACGAGACUUGAAUCGGUUGUAGGCCUAUGUUGGCCCCUAUAUUCACAACGUAGCAGAUGUCGCAACAAUAUGAACUGAUAACAGAAUCAAUUGACGCUGUCAUCAACUAUACAAGUAGAUCUGCUUGGUUGUUGUGGCCAUCUCAUACGUCUCUAUGGUGUUUCUAAUCCAGCAUUAACGCCAACAACAGAUAUCGCCUAGCUAGUAGAUAUUUCGAAGGUGUCGUGCUGCGUCGUACUGACUGAUAUAAUUGGCAAUGCCUAAGAUAAAGUGCAAGCAAUUGCCAUGACGAACCUUUUAAAGGGACUGUGAUCCCAUCUGGUUUGCGUUCCUGUGCGUAAUCCGACGAACACCAACAUCAACAAUAGCAAAAAGGAACAUCGAAUCAUAUGACGUCUCAAGUAAUAGUAAGCUAAAUAUGAUAAUUGCUGGUCAACGACAUCAAACAACGAUAACAAAAACCGCUUUCGAAUGGUUUGACAAAUGUGUUGGCUGGAUGUGCAAGUGAACUGUAUUAUAGUGAACAAAUAUAAGGAAAAAAAAAGAACUUUUAUUAUAGAUCAUUUGUUCAUUGUCCAAUUAACGCAAAGAAAAUAACGACGAGUUAAUAAUACUAACGAUGCAAUUGAGGACGACGACCACGAUGCUUAUAAUGAAUAGCCAUAAAGGAAAGAUGAUGUUAAAGAUGAAAUAACAUGGUGCCUUGCGCUGGGGCUCAAGCGACCACUUAAACAGGGGAUACAGCGCUGCCGACAGUAAUCAGAAAAAUUUCGCCAGCUAAAGCGAAAGAUCGCGACAACGACAGGAUGGUCGAACAAAUUGUGCUUUUUUUCCUGCUAAUCCAUCUAAUGGGUGGUGCAUCGAAACUCCAACAAAAGGCUCUUUUUAAAAAGUGUUUUUUUAGGUGAUCAAAAAGAAAGGGAGAAAAGGAUGGAAAGAUAGCUACGGCAUGAUUGACUGCUAUCUACCUAAAAAUGGUGUCAUUAUGUGUUACAGAAGGAAAUACUUGUAAUAGUCCUUCAAGUGACACGCAACAACCCAAUAUUAAUCAAAACAAGGGUGAAAAUCAGUCACAACAAUGGAUUGUAGGUUGUAUAACUAAUAUAUAACUAUCCGCCUAUUGGAUAUCCAUUCUUUGGAUAUAACAAAUUUUAAAGAAAGCGGAGAGCAAUUUCACAUCAGCGAACGCAAAGAUAUAAAAAGGGAGCAUAAGUAAAGCAGUGGCGCUCAAAAAUGAACCUAGGACUUAACCCCACUGAACGCAAGAGAAACAUACAAAAAAGGACAAAAAUAGUAAAAGGAGUAGGGGCAGGAGUACACCAGAUCCAAUGUCUUCCGGUCUCGUUGAGACCCUUGCUGAAACUGAGUACAGAAGCAGCAGUAGACACACACAACAACAAGUAUGACUCAAUUAAGCAAAGAUUUUGAAGAAUUACAGCAAAUGGGACGCCUCAAAAUGGCCAUUGCUGGCAAACAAAAGAAUUAGUUAUAUUUCAAAGGGGUAAGGUUUGGUGGAUAACUUUACAAAUUGGUCUGUAGAUACACGCGCCUAUUAUCGAUGGUGAAACAGCAAUAUCCAAUCAAUGUUUGUAUAUUUUCUGUUCUCAAGAUUUAAUGAAAUACUUACAUUUUGCUAAAAUCAACCGACUAUUUCAAACUGGCAUUAUGAUGCAGUAGCGUCCGCUCUAAGUGCGGUGUCGAAUACAAGUUACAAAUAGGGUAAGAGUCCGUGGGAACGAAGAAAAACUGACAAGUGAAUUCAUACCCUAAUGUUACUGUCUAGCAAUAUGACUUAGGGGAUCAUCAAGCGCCUAAGUCAUAUCUUGCGUACUAUGUUGCAUAGCGGACUCUGCCUUGUAUCAUAAUUGUACUAUACAGAUAUAACGAUUGCUUUAAAUGGCUUGAGGAGAACGUAUGGAAGAGGAAAAUGCAGGUAUAAAAAGUGUCUAAUUUAGUUGCGGUAGCUAUAUAGGGCAGGUUAUAAAUAUGUUUUUAACACGGAAAGAUGGGUAUAACUAAAUACACAAUAGUGAUGCGACAAAAGGUUUGCCAGCCCCUUAACACUGAGAGAGAGACUGAAUGUGUGACAUGCACUCGUGUGCCCAACAAUAUAUGAUGUAAUUCGGGCGUGCAUGUGUACAAAGAGCUGGUACUUUAAAAACACUCAGACACAAUCGUUAAGGCGCACUGACAGUUACGAGAAUUACGCGGUUGGGGAAGGUCAAAGUUUUGUUGUAACUGCUAUUGACGAUAGUAGAUAUUGCCGUGUAGACAGAUUAUGAUGAACGAUAAGGAAACGCUAGUGCACGCAAAUUUGACAAGUAACAUUUUUCAGUUAGAGUGAUACAAAAGCUAAGGGAACGAAAUAAAUUUGCGCACGGGCGAAGACGGCCAAAAUGGUAGCAAUGAUGCGUUCUCAUGUGUCCUCCGUUAAAAGAGGAUGAAGGAAAGACUAAAGGACAAACAUUGAGACUCAACAGCAACCAACUAACCAACCCAUAUCCACAUAGAACAAUAAAUAUAAUAAUUAAUGUUAAUUGCACAUAAUAUCAAUGGAGAAUAAA